UCGUAAACACCAGCAUACUUGUCGAGACUGUCAGUUGUGGCGGGCCAAGCCUCAAACCCCACGUUUGGCGGAUCUACCCCCCUGCAGGUUAAAUCUGUACAAGCCACCUUUUUAUUCUACUGGUGUAGACUGCUUUGGUCCAUUCGCAGUCAAAAUUGGACGCCGCCAAGAGAAAAGGUGGGGGAUUAUCUACAAAUGUCUAACGACACGGUGUGUGCAUCUGGAUCUAUUGGAGCAUAUGGACAGUGAUGCUUUUCUGCUCUCUCUGCGGCGUUUCAUAGCCCGCCGUGGCAAGCCUAUGGAACUGUUGUGCGACAAUGGCACCAACUUCGUUGGAGGUGAUCGGGAGUUAAGGGAGUCCUUUGAGUCUAUGUCUGCAACACUACAGGAACAGCUAGCAGAGCAGAAAAUCCGAUUUCGCCAUAACCCACCGAUUGCUCCUCACUUUGGGGGUACCUGGGAGCGCGAGAUAAAAUCAGUUAAAGCAGCACUACGUGUGAUCCUCCGAGAGCAGUCCGUGCCGGAACCAGUACUUCAGACCCUACUGGUAGAAGUUGAAGGCAUCUUGAACUCCAAGCCACUCGGUUACGUAUCCUCGGAUAUUGCUGACGUAGACCCUGUGACUCCGAACUUACUACUUAUGGGUCGUCGAGAUGCGUCUCUACCUCAGGUUUUGUAUGACCCUAACAACCUGCUUGGAAGACGGAGAUGGCGUCAUAGCCAGGUGCUGGCUGAUUGUUUCUGGGCUGCCUUUAUUCGUCAAUACCUCCCAGGUAUGCAGGGACGUCCCAAGUGGAAGACAGAUGGCAUAGAACUGAAAGUAGGGCAAGUCGUACUUGUUGUCGACCCAUCGCUUCCACGUUCACUCUGGCCUGUAGGAACAGUUACAGAGACCUUACCUGGAGCUGAUGGUAGAAUCCGUAUUGCCAGGGUCAAUGUUAAGGACAAAGUUUAUACUCGCCCAGUUGUGCGAUUAAUCCCUCUGCCUCACCUUGAGGAAAAUGACAUGAGCUCCACCAACAGACUUUCUUAGAGUGUUCAAUUAUCUUGACAGAUAAUUGGGGGCGGCUGUGUCAGAAAGUCAAUGUACUAACUGGGAACUAAUGUUCUUUAGAUGUUUCCUAGAGGGAACGUUUUUCAGUGUUGCACACCGGUAAAGACGGCUGUCAAUCUUUAUAUAUGCUGCUGUUAAGGUUCUGUAAUGUGUACAUAUCAUACAAACCAUUACAUUACAUUACAUUGAUAUGAGCAGCAUACACAGAUGUUGGACCAUCAAUAAAUGUCUCAUUCUAAAGACUUUCCUCCUCUCCUGAUUCUCUAACCGGAAUCUGGUCCAUAUUUGGCCGCCUCAAUCAGCUGUUAUUAAAAUGUAGUGAGG
Paramisgurnus dabryanus is the source of this 1378-nucleotide messenger RNA. RefSeq lists its product as uncharacterized. The record is from RefSeq and is a predicted model, not a curated record. Gene Ontology annotation, molecular function: nucleic acid binding. Gene Ontology annotation, biological process: DNA integration. Lineage: Eukaryota; Metazoa; Chordata; Actinopteri; Cypriniformes; Cobitidae.